CUCCUCCUCAGCGUCCUCCGUUCCACGCAAAAGCACAGCAGCAAUAAUUAUUUUAACUUACACAUUUAUAUGAUAUAUCUGUACAUCUCUUCAUUGUGACUCUUCAUUUUCCACUAUCUUCCAUCUUGAACUAGAGUGCAGGUUGAUUAAAGGGCUAAAUAAUCUUGAACACUUGCAUAUUUUCCAAGAAAAUUUUCCUCUUAUUUCUUAAGUCUAAUCCUUUAAAACAAAUAAAAUGAAAAUUUAUGAGGUUCUGUAGGUUAGCAGAAGUACAUAUAUUUUGAAGGGUGGUGGUGGUUUAGGCAUUCUUGCAUAGUGGUUUUUUCAGGGAAUAGUUUACAUUUUUUCCCCUUAUUCUUGGCCCUUUUGGUUUUCUGGUGAAGGGCCAUCUCUGCUUUGUUUAAUUAAUGCUGUUGUGUUGCUCUCUACAGUUCUCUUAAAUAAAUAAGAGGGCUGUACAGCACUCUAAUCAUUAGAACUCCUCCUCUUUACCUAUAUAUUAUAUGGUUCUGGCUUAUCAUUUUUGACAAAUGACAACCCCUUCUUAGUUCAUGUUGAGAUCUUUCUUUCACAUACCAUCUUUUCAGGUGGAGAAAGGACCCAAAAAUCUAGUCUUUUUUGAUAAAUGAUCAUUUUUCAAAGCCGCGUUCUGUUGUGUGAUUCUGGUGGGUGGUUGUUUUGGUUCUGGUCAAAAUUUGGCUUCGGGGUUUUAAACCACUAUAUUUCUGCUUAACGUGCAUUUAGACCAAGAAUUUGGUCUUCCUCCAAUCAGCACUCAUGUGGGCUGGUUUUAGUUUCACUUUGCUGUAAAUUUUUACCUCUGAAACAGAUAUAACUGAUGAUUCAUCGCCUCUGGGUCUGUAUUGAUUCUUAAUGCUAUGGUUCUUCACUUCUGUUCUAUGGACCGUGUAAGAAUAAAUGUAAACUUUCUUAGGUAACUUUUUGAGGUUUAAAGAUUGAUUCACUCAGUAAAAGAGAGAUAUUAGCACCAAGCUAUUUGAGCAUCUUGUCACCAUUUAAUGGCGGACAAAGCAUGAACUCUGAUUGUGAGUUGAUAUCUCGGGCGCAUUUGCUCAUGGUGCUGGCUGGAAUUCCUUGGUUUUCUUGAGAAGUCUUCAAUCUAGUGGUGCUGAAUUCAGUUGUUAAAGUUGACGCCUGAUAUGAAGAAGUGCCUUGCUUGAUUUCAUGAAAUUUAGUCAUUCUCAUGGGUGGCUGUGUCUCCAAGCCCAGAAGUAAGUUAAAGUCGAAGGUGAAAUACUUCUAUAAAUCAUGCAAGUUUAACAGAAAGAUAGCUCCCUCGAUCCUGGUUGCACCUAUAGACCAGAAUACUGAUGGUGAUAUUUAUGCCAACGACUUCCCCAUCCAAGAUUUUGAUUUUGUGGGUGUUCAAAAUGGCGAGUCAAUAAUCUGCAGGAGGGCUGAGGUCCAGAAUCUCUCUGUCCAUCGUGCCCAGUUGCAAUUGAUCAAAACUGAAGUUGGUCCAAACAAAAAGUGUUCGGAUGAAGAAUGGUUCGACUCUCUAAGUAUUCUUGAUUCUGAUACUGAUGAAGACUUCAUCAGCAUCGCCGGAGACGGUUUUGGAUCACUGAGCAGUCCAACUCGAAGCACAUCAAAUAUUCAAAUGGCUCAGCACGAGGAACUUAAGGAAGAUAACUUCACACAUUCAUCAACAGACACACAAGAUAUUGAUCUUUCUUUGACAAAAGCUGAUGAAAUAUGUUCUAAGAGUAGGAAAGCCAAUUUACAGAACUCUGCAGAUAAAACUGAAGGGAAAAAGUUGAAGUCUUGUUUAGCUCAAUGCUCCUGGUGCCCGGUUGCACCUUCUGCAUUUAAACUUCGUGGAGAGAAUUAUUUCAGAGAUAAAAAGAAACACCCUGCUCCAGAUUACAGCCCGUAUGUUCCAGUUGGAGUUGAUUUAUUUGCCUGCCCUCGGAAGAUACAUCACAUUGCAGAGCACAUUGAACUUCCCUUUGCAAAAUCAUACCAUGAAUUGCCUUCCCUGCUGAUUGUCAAUAUACAGCUUCCUGCUUAUCCUCCUUCUGUGUUUCUUGGAGAUAGUGAUGGGGAAGGAAUGAGCCUUGUACUAUACUUCAAAGUGUCUGAGAAUUCCGACAGAGAUAUUUCUCCAAAGUUCUUGGAAACUUUAAAGAGGUUUCUCGAAAAUCAGAUGGAAACCAUGAAAGGUUUUGCAAAGGAAUCUGUGGUACCUUUCAGAGAAAGACUAAAAAUCAUGGUCAAUCCUGUGAAUCCUGAAGACCUCGGUUUGAGUUCAGCAGAAAGAAAGCUUCUACAGGCAUAUAAAGAUAAACCGGUGCUUUCUCGUCCUCAACAUACUUUCUACAAGGGCACUAACUACUUUGAAAUAGACCUCGACGUACAUCGUUUCAGCUAUAUAUCUAGGAAAGGAUUUCAAGCAUUUCGAGAACGUCUGAAACACGGCAUACUUGAUCUCGGAUUGACAAUUCAGGCACAAACCCCUGAGGAACUGCCUGAGAAAGUGUUGUGUUGCAUCCGACUCAACAAAGUAGAUCUUGUAAAUUGUGGCCAGAUGCGAACACUAGUAACUCCGACUGAUGAAUAAGAUGGGGUAAAAAUGGAGAUCAAUACAUUCGAGAGAGAACAUUUGACCCACAAGAAGGCAGUCGAACACAUGUCUUCUACCCCAACCCCCACCUAGGCAUAGGUGGUGUUUGCAAAGGAGAAGGUAAAUAUUGAAAACAGAUGUUUCCAGAUGGGGAGGAGGAGAGAGCACAAGCAGAAGCUCAUUAAGCUUGCAAAUAUUCUUUUGCUGGUGUUUAAGAAGCUAGUUCUUCUAUCAUAGGCUGAUCUUUAGAACAUUGAGGUCGAAAAAAUUCUUCAAUUUUUGGUUCUUUGCAUUUAUUUCUCAAAAGAGAGUUGAUUUAGACCAAUGUGUAACAGAAUUCAUGUCAAUGUAAAUAAAUAGGGGAGGAAGAUAGCAAGACGCUUACCUCUCAUCAAUGGCUGAUUAGCUGAACAAUAUGGGAAAAUGCUCAGUAUAUGUACAAGUCCGUGUGUCUGGAUAAGUGCAUGGAGAGUAUCCAAUCAUCCCAUGUACAGUUGAAUGAAAUUCACAUUCAUGCACAAAAGACAUUGAUUACACAUUUUUCUCCACUGUCAACACCCAAACAGAAGUAUUUAGAAGU
Messenger RNA from Sesamum indicum (sesame), 3164 nucleotides. Lineage: Eukaryota; Viridiplantae; Streptophyta; Magnoliopsida; Lamiales; Pedaliaceae. The record is from RefSeq and is a predicted model, not a curated record.